AUGUCGACACUCGAGUAUCGAACACCGCAUGCGGUUGCGUCUACAAACCGCACGCUUCGAAACGCCUUCUCUGCCCUGAACAUACACUACUCGGGCGACGAGGAGGAGUCGGAGAGCGAUGGCUCUCCCAGAUCCUCUCCUUCCCGACCGCUCACCGGCUCCAAGAGCAUGCCAUCUUUGGUCCAGAAGGACGAUGUUGCCCAGCCUGAAUACAGCUCUUACCCCUACAACAACCCUCAUCAAGCUGGCCAAGACAACGUUGACUACCCUACGAACGUGGAGCCCACCGCUCAGGUCGCGACGAACCAGGCACAUCCAGCGCUCACUGGCAACUUCAUGCCUGCGAGCGAGGCCGUUCGACCCAUUGCCACUCUCCCGGCUAAAAUGGGAGCCGUUGCCAACAUCCAUCGAGAGCUCGACGCUCAGUCUCUUUAUCCUGGAGAUGCUUGUCUAUUUGUGGCCAACCUCCCUCAACACAUCGAUGAUCUCACCCUGAGGGUUUCUCUUACCAAGCACUUUGCCAAGUUUGGUACAGUCUUCGUCAAGGUCAAGCGUGACCGCAUCAGACACAUGCCUAUGGCCUUUGUUCAGUACACUCAAAUCAAGCACGCCGAUGUUGCGGUGCGCGAGGCUCGUGGAGAUAUCAUCCAUGGCCGUGCUAUCCGAGUUGAGAAGUGCGGCGGAAACCUCUCCUACAUUAUCUGGCGCAAAGACACUCGCCCCGUUCACUCCAACGAAGCUCAUUCUAUUUUUUCCCGCUAUGGACCAGUUAAGAAGGUCGAGAUUCUCGACCAUGAUGCUCAGACCAAGCUCGCCGUUCCUCCCAGUCUUCGUAUACUAUACUCCAGAUUUGACCCCAAACGUAACGUCAUCCAGGACGUCGGCCCCAACACGCCAUUCGUCAUUAUGGCUUUCGAUCCCAAGAUGGUUCAGAAGCGUUCUGACCGCCCAGCGGACGAUCAAACCUUCAUGGAGAUGUACGAAAAGGACUGUCGCUCAGUGUUCUUCGGCGGACUACCUCAUUAUGCUGACGAGGCCAUGGUCUACCGACUGGCUGGCAUCUGCGGCCAUAUUCGUUCUGUUGAGCUACGAACUUCCCCUGACCAGGACGGUGGUCUCCCUCACCCUUGGGCAUUCGUCGAGUACGACGAGUUUGAUGUCCCUGACAGAGCCAUGGAAGAAUUUAAUGGCAAAGAAGUUGAAGGCUGUAUCCUUCGGGUCGAACGAAAGAGAACCAAGCCCGCCCCCGAAGCUGUCGCUGUUCCUCAAGCCAUCGGCACUCGGCUGCCCGACUCUGGCCCUCACUACCCCAACCCUGGUUUCCGUUUUCCCGACUCUGGUUCUCGCUUUCCCAAACCUGGCCCAUCCCGUGUUCCCGGCUCUGGUUCUUCCCGCAUGCCUGGUAGUGUGGAUGAUGCUCGCUUGUAUCCAUCCCCUCUCCGUCCUGUUAAGCGUCCUCAUCGUCGCUUUGACUCUCGCGUCGUCUCCGAGGCCGCUACUCCGAUGAACCACCGCCACAUGGUUUCGAGCACAGACUUGUCUCAAGAGGAGCAGGAGUUCCUUGAGAACCAUCGCGUGGAGGACUUACUGAAGCCGGAGAACAUGCAACCCAGACCUUUACCCGUCCCGACCUUAACAGUCCCAGCUACCAGCUUAGAUGAGGUCACUCCAGUUCAGUCUCCUGAAAAGUACCCUGUCGAGUCUGGUAACACAGUUCGUUUCGCUCCCUCUCCAAGCACCUUGCCAUCUCAUGCUGGGUCAUCUCCUAUUCCCCUUCAGAUACCUGCUCCUCCUGCAGAGUUCAGCCCGCCGAACCUUCGGGCUUUCAAGGAUCGUCUCGCUGCAGAUGGACACUCUCGGGUUACGGCCUUUUCACCUGCUGCAGAACUUGCAGCGAUACGGUGUGAGGUUGCUGCUGAAGACAAGGCCAACGGCAAGGGACACCGCCGUGCUGUUUCGAUGUUUAUCACCUCUACCUAUCCACCUCCUCUUGACCUAUCGGAGAGCGACGACAGCACUUGGCGCGAGAGUGGAAGCUCGCCGGACGAGCAGGGCAUGCAGAAGAAGAAGGCUAAGAGUGGCCUGAUUCGACGUCGCCACCUAUCUGAGGAGAACUUAAAGCGCAACCUAUUAUACCAGUCCAAAUUCAAGAGCACCUUUACAUCGGAGGAGACUAUGCGCGGCAGAUCUCUAACUCGCGAAACCGAGCAGCCUCGUGACAAGAGUGGCAAGUCUCGGAAGAGUGAUGCCACUGAGCGAGUCCCCGAAGGACAGGUCGUCGUCGCCUCUCCGCAAGUCUCCGAUGACCAGCCUAUCGUUGCUGCUCAGCAGCAAACGUACCAGCCCGCCAUGCCAUAUGCAAAUAUGGUCCCUCAAUACCCUCCACCCAUGCCGCCUAUGGGUUACAUGCCGAUGCUGCCCCCAGCUAUGCCUCCCGUCGCUGCUCCUGGUGGCUUUAGCUAUAUGAACAUACCUCAGCAUCCUCAUCUGCAGUUCAAUGAGCCUAUGCAGAUAUACCCAGGCCCAUCUCACCAUGGGUAUGCAGGCCCAAGGCCAUCCCAGGUGCAGUAUCCUCCUCCUCCACAACCCGCCCCCAUGUACCAAGGGCAACCUCAGGUGCCAUUCCAGGGACACCACCAACGCGAGUAUCACGAGCCCAUGACUGUGUCUCAAGAUGCUCGCAACCACCCAUACCAAAGCCAUGGUCGACCUCAGUACCAAGGUCGCCGCCAUGCUUCAUACGCGCAUCCUCAGCAGAUGCAUUACCAGGGGAAUUACAGCGGUACGCCCCACUCUAACUUCACUCCCCGGGGACCAAGAGAGUCCUACCACCAGAGCCGCCAGCGGCAGGAAGCAGAGCGCUACCGUCGCUAUAACUCUUAG
This is a messenger RNA of Fusarium proliferatum ET1, 2883 nucleotides long. RefSeq lists its product as uncharacterized. Lineage: Eukaryota; Fungi; Ascomycota; Sordariomycetes; Hypocreales; Nectriaceae. The record is from RefSeq and is a predicted model, not a curated record. The coding region runs from base 1 to 2883 and encodes 960 amino acids. Gene Ontology annotation, molecular function: mRNA binding. Gene Ontology annotation, cellular component: ribonucleoprotein complex; nucleus; cytoplasm. The transcript is spliced from 9 exons.